CUUCGUUCUGGAACAACAUAGGUAGCAGGUAGCAGACGCAGCCAUGUCAUCUGCUCACAGGCCCACAUGGGACCCGGCGCAGGGCCGGGCCGAUGACCGGCACCGCUCGCAGCGCUUCUCGUCGCAGCAGAUGCCUGCGCACACCAAGCUCAAGUUCCGCGCGCCCCAGCAGCAGGUCAAUCCACAGGCGGCCGAGGCGAAGAGCGGCGAUGUGCUGGCGAGGAGGGACCUCAGGAAGGAGCUCGAGGCGGCCGAGAGAGUGAGCAUCAACAAAAAUCGGAAAGCGCAGGGGCUGGCGCCACUCGAAGACGAGGACGAGGAUGCCAAGGAGAUUAGAGCAAGCGAGGGUGCGGGGGUUGAGGAGGAAGAGGAGGACGCAAAGAGGAGGAGGCUUCUCCAGGAAGCAGAGGCGGAAGAUGACGACGACGACGACGACGACGACGACGACGAUGGGCCUCCAGCCAAAGCGAACGGAGCGGCAGGCAAGGGCAAGGCAAAGGAGAGUGCAUCCGGUUCUGGGUCAGACUCAGACUCGGACUCAGACUCGGACGACGACGAUGACGAAGAGGACGAGACGGCGGCGCUGAUGCGGGAGCUGGAAAAGAUCAAACGCGAGCGGGCCGAGGAGAAGGCGAGGCUGGAGCGCGAGCGGGCGCAGGUCGAGGAGAGCAACCGCGAGGACGAAAUCGCACUGGGCAAUCCGCUGCUCAACCUCGAAAACGCCAUGGGUGGAGCGGGAGCAGGCGCAGGUGGCGCCGGGUCAAUGGGCCGAAAGGGAGGCCAGGCCGACUUUGGCGUCAAGCGGCGGUGGGACGACGAUGUCAUCUUCAAGAACCAGGCGGCCAACGACGGUGGCGACAAGAGCGGCUUCAUCAACGAUCUUACCCGCUCCGAGUUUCACAAACGCUUCCUCCAUCGCUACGUUCGAUGAGACGGGUCAGGCACGGGGCCACACUUGUGGAUUAGAUUCGAGUCAAGAAUGGAUGUUCAUGUACAAUGGUG
Molecule: messenger RNA, 1002 nt
Organism: Acaromyces ingoldii
Lineage: Eukaryota; Fungi; Basidiomycota; Exobasidiomycetes; Exobasidiales; Cryptobasidiaceae
Product: Cwf15/Cwc15 cell cycle control protein
Exons: 3
Coding region: 44-931 (295 amino acids)
Biological process (GO): mRNA cis splicing, via spliceosome
Cellular component (GO): catalytic step 2 spliceosome
Molecular function (GO): RNA binding
Source: RefSeq, a predicted model, not a curated record